Messenger RNA from Colletotrichum spaethianum, 1629 nucleotides. Its product is annotated as FAD-dependent monooxygenase DEP4. The transcript is spliced from 3 exons. Gene Ontology annotation, molecular function: oxidoreductase activity. Bases 1 to 1629 code for a protein of 542 amino acids. NCBI's taxonomy places the organism in Eukaryota, Fungi, Ascomycota, Sordariomycetes, Glomerellales, Glomerellaceae. The record is from RefSeq and is a predicted model, not a curated record.
AUGUACAAUGUCAUAGUUGUCGGGGCAGGCUGGUAUGGCCUAGCUGCCGCUAGAGCGUACAUUCAGGACCACCCCAACGAUAACGUCCUUGUUAUUGAGGCCGAGAGCACUUGUGGUAGCACCUGGUCAAAUAACAGGCUGUAUCCUGGUUUGAAGUCCAAUAACCUAUGGGGAUCCUAUGAAUACCCUGAGUUUCCCAUGCUGGAGGAAGUUUAUGGCGUUACAGAGGGCCAACAUAUUCCUGCUGCUGUCCUCCAUCGGUGCUUGACAGACUUUGCAAAGAAGUUUGGAGUCUUCGAAAAGACUCGCUUCGAUACUAAAGUUACAUCAGUAGAGUCCACGUCGACUGAAACGUGGAAGAUCAGUGUAACUUCAAGUGAAUUCAACGGUGGAGAUGAGGUGUUGGAGACAGAAAAGCUCAUCUUGACCACCGGACAAGAGACUUUUACCCCCAGACUUCUCCACGCGAAGGAGUUUUGCGUGAAUGCAGAUACUGUCAACACCUGCAAGAAGGCGGUUGUAGUUGGCGCCGUCAAGUCUGCUUUUGACUGCGCCUACGCUUACGCCCCAUCUGAGGGAAGCGUACAGGUGGAUCUGAUCAUUCGGGCGACUGGUGACGUGCCCGUCUGGCUGUGCCCGCCUUAUAUUACGCCGUUUCUCCAGAAGAUGGAAGGUCUUCUUUGCACACGUGCGUUGACGUGGUUCAAUCCCUGCCCUUGGGGCGCCGAGGAAGGCUACGGGAUAGUUCGCCGUUUCCUGCACAACACCGGCAUCGGCAACUUCAUUGUCAACGACUUUUGGAACGUACUCAGCAUGGACGUUGUAAAUGCUCAUGGCUACAACGACCAUCCCGAAGUCUUCAAGCUUAAGCCCUGGCAGAGCCCCAUGUGGACAGGCAGUGGUGUUGGAAUACACAAUUACGAAACCAACUUCUACGACCUUGUAAGGCAAGGAAAGAUCCGCGUUCAUUUGGCCGAUAUUUUACGUCCUGAUGGCGCGACAGUAAAUCUUACCAACGGCGAAGUCAUCGAAACAGACAUUGUCCUGUGUGCAAUGGGCUGGAGGAAAGAGCCCUCCCUCGAAUUCAUCAAAUUCGACAGAGGUUUGAAGCAGCAGAAUCUAGAGAGGGAGAGACUGAUCAACGAUGCGAACGUGGAGAUACGCUCUAUGUUCCCAAUGCUGAAUGACCAACCUGUGCUGCGGCGAGAGCAGCCAAAGGGCGAGCCGCUCCACAACUAUCGGUUUAUCGUUCCGAGCCAGUCGGUAUUCAAGAAGAACAUUGCUUAUGCUGGCAUGGUCAGCACCGUUUUUACUUCUGUAUUUGCCAGUGUUCAAGGCCUCUGGAUCUCGGCGUACUUUGAUGGAAAGCUGCAGCGAGCACUAAAAUCGGAGGUAGAUGUAACGAAGGAGGUCAUGUUGCAUACGCAGUUUGGGAGAUGGCGAUACCCUUGUGGCUAUGGUGCGAGUCUGCCUGACUUUGCCUUCGAUUCGGUGCCGUAUGUCGACUUGCUCCUCAACGACCUUGGCCUCAAGGCUCACAGAAAGACAUCCACUAUUGUUGACCUAGUUGAGGCAUACAAGCCGGCCGACUACGCGGGAGUUGCGCAGGAGUGGGAAAAUAAGCAGUGA